AUGACUGGCCAGUCUCCUACCCCUUCAGUCAAGAUACCCUCCGGCGCGACAAAUUAUACACCAGCAACAAUAGAUCCUGAGCUGAGGUCUACGAUAAAUGGCCUCCUUCUCCAGGAAGGCCAUGUCAGGCGGAUCCAAGAUCGUCUUCUCCACGCCCUCAACGCCAACCAGGCCAACUGGCCCACCAAUAUCCAGAACCAUGCUCUCUCUCUCCUUCGAUCGGGAGAGGUAACAUCGUUUCCGGCCCUGUUAAAUCGUGUUUUAGAAGACGUCCGUCAGGAUACGCAACUUGGCAAGGGUGCGGAGGCUGCAUCGGCCAACGGCGCUGGGGACAGCAAGACAAACGGCGACGCGACCAAGAAGGCGGCGGUUAACGGUGCUGAUCAGAAGAGCAACCUAGCCCUUCCGCAGACCGUCAUAGACGAGGCUCUGCAGGCUACGAGAGAAUGCUUAGAAGAGAUCGCAUAUCUCGAGGGUUAA
This is a messenger RNA of Scedosporium apiospermum, 480 nucleotides long. RefSeq lists its product as uncharacterized. The transcript has 2 exons. The record is from RefSeq and is a predicted model, not a curated record. Lineage: Eukaryota; Fungi; Ascomycota; Sordariomycetes; Microascales; Microascaceae. The coding region runs from base 1 to 480 and encodes 159 amino acids.